Molecule: messenger RNA, 5430 nt
Organism: Hyla sarda
Lineage: Eukaryota; Metazoa; Chordata; Amphibia; Anura; Hylidae
Gene: NLGN1
Product: neuroligin 1
Exons: 9
Coding region: 1284-3863 (859 amino acids)
Biological process (GO): modulation of chemical synaptic transmission; neuron cell-cell adhesion; chemical synaptic transmission
Cellular component (GO): postsynaptic specialization membrane; synapse; cell surface
Molecular function (GO): signaling receptor activity; neurexin family protein binding
Source: RefSeq, a predicted model, not a curated record
AGACUGCAAAAAGCCAAGUAAACUGCUGCAGAAACCAUAUAUGGGCACGGGAGGUGUUAGCUGCUUCUCCUGGAUGUACAGACAAGAGCCAGUGGAAGACCUGUUCAUUCCGAUUGCUCCUUCUAGGCAUCUAUUCAAAGCUUCUCCCCCUCCGCCCCCCCUCCCCACUUUCCUUUCACUGGGAUUUCUGUCUUAUUAAGCUGUCUCGGAAUGUGUGGAUUUUGGCUUUUGGCACGUUAAGUUGUUUUCUGAUUUUUUUAGAUUGCUUUCUGGAUGUAUCUCUUUAUUUUUUGGCUGUGAAUGUAAAUUUGGAGUCUUGCUGGAGCUGCUGGCUACACAGGCUUCCUUAACAACAAAGCAUUUAUUCUUUAAGCGAAGGUACUGCAAAAUGCUUCAAUUCAGCAUCGCUCCGUCCUUUUAUUAGGCUCCCUCGAAUAUUUAUGAUUGCUGAUCCUGGACACAUGUACAAGUGCUGCUGUACCAGCAGCUGCACUUCCGCUCAUCGCCACUGGGGGAGCAUGUGCACCAGUUUUCGAGCAGGCAGCACAUUAAAGUUCCAACCUGUGCAAGAGGAAAACAGGGCUCUCUCCUGCUAGAAAGCAGAGCAGACGGGAUCCAGGAGAUAAAGGAGAAAAGCCCUGCUUCACUGAGCACUGCAGCCACAUCUGGGGACCAGGAGCCGGCACUGAUAGCCCGGGUCAAUAUUCCGUCGAGAAAAUCCAGGAUCGCUGGGAUUAUGACACUGACAGCGAAGGCUAAGCCUCCAUUCACACACACACACGCUGCAUGUGCAUUUCUGGGCUCUGUGGCUGGAUCUUCCAGGGAGUAGUUGCCUCCAGAUGAUGAGAUUCUUAUUGCCUGGAGAAGAAUAAAGGGGCAGUGUAUGGGAUGCUGCUGGAGACAGAGCAGGGAUUCUUCCUGUGGAAUGAGGCAAGAACAUUCAGAUUGCAGAGAUCCAGUGCUGCAAGGAGACCUGGAUAUAGACCUGCGACUAACUGGAUUUGAUUUAUAAGAAAGCGAUGUGCAGUAAAUGGCAGUUCUUCUGAUAUUGCUACUAUGGAAAACAGUAUUGUCAAUAGAAUGUAUCCUGAUAAAUAGUGCUUAGUGAAGAUGCUGCUUCAGUGAGUGCGAAAUCAAUGGAAGAUUCCUACUGCGUGAAAACCCUUCUGAGAUUUUCCUGGCAGGAUCACAUUUGACAAACCUGAUACAUUUCCUUUUGAUUGCCCUGUUUUACACAAGUGGAUACAAAUAACAUUGCUUUCCUCUGCAACUAAUGUGGGACUAUGGCAUUUCCAAGGUCCAUUCGGCUGAACUGUUUUUGGAGAGUAGCACGGUUGCGUCUGCUACCCAUGGGAUUGGAUGUCAUGUUUCCUUUAUGUAUAUUUGGAUUUUUACUUCACAUUUCAACUGUAUACUCACAAAAACUGGAUGAUGUGGACCCCAUAGUUACAACGACUUAUGGAAAAGUACGAGGUGUUAAGAAGGAACUAAAUAAUGAAAUACUAGGGCCUGUUAUUCAGUUCCUUGGUGUUCCUUAUGCUGCUCCUCCAGUAGGGGAGCACCGUUUCCAGCCACCUGAACCGCCAACAACUUGGGGAGAUAUAAAAAAUGCUACACAAUUUGCACCAGUUUGUCCCCAAAACAUUGUGGGAGGCAGACUUCCUGAAGUCAUGCUUCCUGUUUGGUUCACCAACAACCUGGAUGUAGUUUCUUCCUAUGUGCAAGACCAGAGUGAGGACUGCCUGUAUUUAAAUAUAUAUGUUCCAACUGAGGAUGUAAAACGAAUAUCCAAGGAAUGUGUCCGGAAACCCGGCAAGAAAAUAUGUAGAAAAGGAGGUCCCCUUACAAAGAAACAGACAGAUGAUUUAGGUGAUAAUGAAGGUGCUGAAGAUGAAGACAUCAGGGAUAGUGGAGGUCCCAAGCCUGUGAUGGUCUAUAUUCAUGGUGGUUCCUAUAUGGAAGGCACUGGUAAUUUGUUUGAUGGAAGUGUCCUAUCAAGUUAUGGAAAUGUUAUAGUCAUCACCGUCAACUAUCGCCUUGGGGUGCUUGGUUUCCUUAGCACCGGGGAUCAAGCAGCAAAGGGAAAUUAUGGCCUUCUUGAUCUCAUUCAAGCCUUACGUUGGACUAGUGAAAACAUUGGAUUCUUUGGUGGUGAUCCUUUAAGAAUAACAGUUUUUGGAUCUGGUGCUGGUGCAUCAUGUGUCAAUCUUUUGACUUUGUCCCAUUAUUCAGAAGGUAACCGUUGGAGCAAUUCAACCAAAGGUCUCUUUCAAAGGGCAAUUGCACAAAGUGGAACUGCCCUGUCCAGUUGGGCAGUUAGCUUUCAGCCUGCCAAAUAUGCCCGCAUUUUAGCAACUAAAGUUGGAUGCAACAUGACUGAUACUGUAGAACUUAUAGAAUGUCUACAGAAGAAACCUUACAGAGAACUUGUGGACCAAGACAUACAGCCAGCAAGGUAUCACAUAGCUUUUGGACCAGUAAUAGAUGGUGAUGUAAUUCCUGAUGACCCUCAGAUUCUUAUGGAACAAGGUGAAUUUCUCAAUUAUGAUAUCAUGUUGGGUGUAAACCAAGGAGAAGGACUCAAGUUCGUGGAAAGUAUUGUAGACCAUGAGGAUGGCAUCUCUGCAAGUGACUUUGACUUCGCAGUUUCCAAUUUUGUUGAUAACUUAUAUGGAUAUACAGAAGGAAAAGAUAUAAUGAGGGAAACCAUCAAAUUUAUGUAUACUGAUUGGGCAGAUCGACACAAUCCUGAAACAAGAAGAAAAACAUUGUUGGCGUUAUUCACUGACCAUCAGUGGGUUGCGCCAGCAGUUGCAACUGCAGAUCUGCACUCAAAUUUUGGUUCUCCUACAUAUUUUUAUGCCUUUUACCAUCAUUGCCAAUCAGAUCAAGUGCCUGCUUGGGCAGAUGCAUCCCAUGGGGAUGAGGUCCCCUAUGUAUUUGGAAUCCCUAUGAUUGGACCUACAGAGCUUUUUCCAUGCAAUUUCUCCAAAAAUGACCUUAUGCUAAGUGCAGUAGUAAUGACAUAUUGGACAAACUUUGCUAAAACUGGAGACCCAAAUCAACCUGUUCCACAAGAUACAAAAUUCCUCCACACAAAACCAAAUCGUUUUGAAGAAGUUGCUUGGAAUAGAUAUUCGCAAAAGGACCAACUUUAUCUCCACAUUGGAUUAAAACCAAGGGUUAAAGAACAUUAUAGGGCUAACAAAGUAAACCUUUGGCUAGAACUUGUUCCACAUCUUCAUGUUAUUAAUGAUCUCACCACGACUAAAGGGCCAUCUACAGACAUCACUUCUAGACCAACCAGGAAAAUCCUUGUACCUGUAACUUCAGCCUUCCCUACAAUCAACGAAGAUAACUUCAAACAACAGCCUAGUCCUUUUUCAUUGGAAAGAGACUAUUCUACUGAGUUGAGUGUAACUAUUGCUGUUGGAGCAUCUCUUCUAUUUCUUAAUAUUUUGGCAUUUGCUGCAUUAUAUUACAAAAAGGAUAAAAGGAGACAUGAUGUGCAUAGGAGAUGUAGUCCUCAGCGCAACACUACAAAUGACAUAGCCCAUGCACAAGAAGAAGAAAUUAUGUCUCUGCAAAUGAAGCACACAGACUUGGACCGUGAAUGUGAAUCCAUCCAUCCUCAUGAGGUUGUUCUUCGAAAUGCCUGUCCUCCAGACUACACUCUAGCAAUGCGAAGAUCCCCAGAUGAUAUUCCCUUAAUGACCCCUAAUACUAUAACAAUGAUUCCUAAUACUAUACCAGGGAUACAGCCCAUACAUGCCUUUAAUACUUAUACUGCAGGACAGAAUAACACACUUCCCCAUCCACACCCACAUCCGCAUCCACAUUCACAUUCUACAACCAGAGUAUAGCCAGACUAGACGGAAUACAGACUUUAUUUUUGAUGUAUUACAGUAGUUGACCUUAUUGGAAAUUUCUUGGAUUUUCAACCCCACAGGACUUGUAUUAUUUAAACAUGGAGGAUUACAAUGUGCAUAAUGCAUAUAAAUAUAAAACAAAAAAACAAAAAACACAUUUUGAAAUUUUGGAAAAAAAUGUAAAUAAUCGAAGACGGACAACAGCAGCAAUUGAAAUAAUUGUUGUUAAUGAUACUGUUUUUUUAUUCAUAUUCAACUUUUUUUAGGAUUUAAGUUACAAAUUGGCUUUAGGCAUGUGCUACAAAAAAAGAGAGGACAAAGACUUAAAUGUAUUUAUAUGCACAAGGGACUCACACAUGGAAUGUCUGAUAUUUUUCACCAUUUUCUUUUAUUUUUUUUAAUUUUUUGUUUGUUUUGAACUGUUUUAUUGUGUAGAUCAUAUAUAAGUGCACAAAGCACCAAUGCUGUUAAGGCCUUAAAAUUGGGCCCUAUUCUAUUAACUGCCAAUAGAACAAAAGAGGUUUUAAGCCUGGCAGGUAUAACAUUAUCACUUAAGUGCUGUCACUAUCAAUUAUGGGAAUAAAGGAUAUUGGAUAUUUUAAGCACGAAGUGCAUGAUAAUUUGUAUGCUUGGUGGCUGUACUGCGGAAUAAGCCACUAUUAAAAUUUGUUCUCAUCCCAUUAGAUUUUUUCCCCCAUUUUAUUAAGGAAUACAACAUCAAUUGGCAAACUUUAAGGAUUUGUUUUAUAUAUAUAUAUAUAUUUUUUUUUUUCUUAAGGGAUAGUUAGCGUGUUCAAAUUCCAAUAAUUAAUUGUAUUGUCCUCAGUUUUAAUCUGAGCUAGAAAUAAAAGGUGCAUAUUUUAUGUUAGAAAUAGCAAGAGAAAACCCUUACUGGUGUGAAUCCCAAAGGAUAUAUGUAUUUAAAGAUAUAUACAAUUUUUGUUCAUUCUGAACAAUUUCUAAAAGUAUAUGUUUUCUGGUAAAUGAGAAUGAUUUUAUAUGGUAUAGCUGAGAUCUGAUGCAAUUGAUAAUAAUGGUAAGUAACAAUGCGUCCAAAGAAAACUUGAGUAAUUGUCCCACUACUGAUAUUUUUUUAACAUGUUUCUCAUGUUGCAUGUCCACGUGUGGAAAAUUUUUAUUUUUUUUCUUUACUACUGUAAAUUUCUUUUAUAUUGAUGUUACCUCACAGCAGUAUAUAAGUAAAAUGUAUACAUAUGUAGAUACCAAGAAUACACUAUUAUGAAGGGUGCCAACAAAAUUUAUAAACCCAGUUCUGCCUCUGUAAUUUUAUACUACUAUUAUCCAAACACAAAAAAAUAUGACUUUCCCUCUUGUCUAUCAGGAAAGGUAUUUAUCACAGUCUUUUCAAGGUGUUUGUAUAUGUAUCAGAUGUACAUUUAUAUGGAAAAUGAUAGAGGUGGACUUAAGAGCACAUCACGAAGAAAUUAUUUCUCUCUUACCUGUAUAUUUCUAUUAGACAACAGUUAAUGUGCUUUUCUUUUUUUUUUCUCUUUUUAUUUCUUUUUUCUUUUCUUCCUUUGUUUUUUGUUUUUUUACAUUU